CGCAGGGCCUGCGCCGGCCGCGGGGUCCCCGCCCCGACGCGCGCGCCCGCGUCCCCGGGCGCACCUGAGGCUGCCUGCGGCGCCGGCCGGGCCGUGCCCAGUGCGCACCUUCGCACCUGCCCCGGUGCGUGCGUUUGGGUGGGCUGGGGCCGGCCUGGUCCGCCCGAGGCCGGGUGCCACGCGCGGGGCGCCCCGCAGGGCGCGCAGACGUGGGGCCGUGGUGGCACUGGUUCGUCCGACGCGGGUUUCGUGGGUUCCUGGUGUCGGGCUUCCGAGGCGCCCGGCCAGCCCCGGUCUGCACCAUGGCCCUGCCGAGGCUGGGGCGUGCGCCGCGCACCCGGGACAGCGCGGGACGCGCUGCUGCCCGCAGGGUUGUGCCCGGCCCAUGGGUUCUCGGACUCGCGGCUCCCGUUCCUCCCACUCAGUUUGAAACUUGUGUGAGUUCUCCGGGGCUCGUGGAUGCCCCCCAAUCGGGCCAGACGCCCCGCAGCCCUGCCCCUGGGACGGACUCGGGUCGGGACCCCGGCCGGCGCGCAGAGCGCGGCCGCCUUCACGCGAGGGGCUUCGGGCGGGCCUCUGGCCUUCAGCAGGGUGCCGGGCCGCGGGGCCUGGGCCGCAGGGGCCUGGCGCAGCUCCCGGUCCCGCCAGGGCCUCCGGGAGGGCUCGGAUCCGUGUGGGACAGGACGGUCAGCAUUCGCUGCAGGGUCGAGCCUGGGUUUGCAGACCCACCCCCCUGCCUCUCCUCUGGGGAAUGCGAAGCCGACCCCGCGGCCCCCCCCAUCCACUCCUUUGCCCCACUCCCCAGGCUUGUGCGGGUCAAGUUCGCCGGCUCGCAAGCCCCAGGGCAGAGCACGGCAGCUGGGUCCCAGGCUGCCCCGCGGGUGUUGAGAGCAGCAGGGGCGAGUGGCAGGGGCGGGACGCCUGUGGCCCGCAGUAGACCCCACUGGGUUCCGAGGGUUCAGAGAGCCCCCAGGGGGAGGGCAUGUGGCUGGGCUGGCACAGCAGGCCGGACAUCGCUGCCCUGGAUGGGGUAUGGGAAGCGGGCUGAGGCCUGGUUCUUGGGGUGGAUCUGGGCACCCCCUCCCUGUGCUGCCGGCUCUGCUGUUGGGGCCCGCGAGGGGAGCCGGUCCUUGUCCCUGGCGCUCUUGCCACCCUCAGUUCCGGAGCUGUACUGCUGCUGACCACUGUGAACGUAUCCGCUGCUGCAUGGUCCUCUCGGGCCCUUGCUGUGUGUCCAGCUUCUGGCCACCCAGGAGCGUGCUGCCGUGGACGCGGUUGGAUGCGUCUUGCGCGGGAGCAAGUGCCCCGUGGCCUGCAGGGUCUCCGCCGAGCACCUGCCAGCUCCCCACCAGUCCCCAGGGCCGGGCUCCGGCCAGUGUUGGGUUAGGGUCCGGCCUCAUUGCCAGGCCGCUGGGUGCACGGUGGGGCUGUGACUUGAUUUGGAUUUCUCUGAUUACUACGUUAAGCCACAUGUUCUUUGUCAGUGAAAUUUCGUUCCUUUUUUUUUUUUUCCCGAUUUUUCUCUUUUUUCCCCACUGGAGUCUGCAGUUUCUUUAGGGGACAUUUCCCCCUCGAUGUGUGUGUUGAAAACGGCGUCUCUUCCUGCUCGGGGUUCAUUUGUCAGUUCUCUGUCCCGGCACCUGGGGCUGUGACCCAGACAGGGUGCAGAGCCCUGGUCUCCUCCCGCAGUGUCCUCGGCCAAUUGCCGAGUGACGUUUGGAUGUGGGGGCAGCAUCGCUGGUUUGCACCUUUCCCCGGAGCCCGGCUGCUCCCUGCAGUUUGAGUUGUGGCACACGUGUGCCCCGGAAGGCACAGAGCGUGUCUCGUCACCCUCACUGUUCCUGCUGGCUCUUGCAGCUAAGGCUGUUAGAGUGACCUGUCCUGGGGUGUGUGUCUAAAUAGAUUUGUUUAUGUGAAAGGCUGAAUGACAGGGAGGUGGAGACGCAAACCCAGAGAUCUUCGGUCUGCUGCUUCACUCCCCAGAUGGCCGUGAGAGCAGGGGCUGGGCCAGGCUGACGCCCAUGUGGGUAGCAGGGGCCCGAGCACGUGGGCCAUCCUCUGCCCUCUGCGCUCCUGCUCCCCAGGUGCCUUGGCAGGCAGCUGAAUCGGAAGCAGAGUUAGCCCCGGCUCAGCGCGGCACAUGGGUGUCCCAAGGGUGGCCUACCCUGGACGCCCACCCCAAGCUGCCAGUUUUGUGGUGGCUGCCUGGUGGGGGGUUGCAGUCUGCCCCCGCCGGGGGACCCCUGCUCUUCCUGGGGCUUGGGUCCCUUUGUUUGGUUAAUUGGGCAGCUCUGAUGAGCAGAAGUUCUAACGUUUUUAUUCACUCACUUAUUUGAGAGGCAGAGAGAGCGUUCCCCUCUGCUGGUUCACUCUCCAGGUGCUUGCAAAUGUGGGGUGGGCUGAGCCCACGCCUGGAGCCUGGAACCCCAUCCAGGGCUCCUGCGGAGGGGCAGGAAGCCGUGCGACUGGCCGGCCCAGGUGCCGCAGCAGAGGUCCGGGCUGGGCUCUCUUCCCUGGCCUGUCGCUGUCGGGUGCUGCCUGAGCGGCCUCAAGUCGUGGACGGGCUUCUGUGCGUGGUUUCUGGGAGCUUCCGCGCGGCUCAUCGAGCCGUAACUCAGACGCCGCCUGAGGUGGGGCUGAAGUUCGGGCGUUUGGCCCCCGGUGGGGUUCUGUGGCUCCGCAGAGCCAGGUGGGGACAAGUGGCCUUUGUGUGACAUCAGCUUGCAGGUCAUAGUUCACGCCUGGCUUCUCCUAGCUGCCGCUGCCAUUUACAAAUUCAACUGCUUUAAAAAAAAAAAAAAAGCUUUAUUUGUGUAUCUGAAAGCGAGCUAGCCGAUCCCCCCACUGCUGCGACAGCUGGGGCUGGGCCAGGGCUCCCCUUGGGGGCGGGGCCCAAGCAGGGAGCCUCCAGGGUGCCUGAGCAGGGCGCUGGACUGCAGGCGGCGCCCCGGGCCUCUUGAGGGCGGGUGCUGGGGUGGCGCUAAGCUGCCCUCGGUGCGGUGCUCUGAGGCUGCGGUGUGGAGACGUUCGGGCUGCUUCCUCUUUGGCUGUGCCGUGGGCUCGCCGUACCCCGAGUGCUGGGCAGAAUUCACCCUGGGACGCCUGGAGUCCUCCAGAGAUUCCUGGUCAGCUUUCCUGCCGGCUGUGCGGCGCUUCCCGCCCUCAGUGCGGCUUGACACUGAGUUUGUCCAUUUCAUCCAGAUUUUCAAGUUUAUUGGCAUAAAAUUGUCCAUAUUCUUAAGGGUUUUUUUGGUUUAUUUUCACUUUACUUGAAAGGCAAAGAGGAGGUCUCCUGUCUGCUGGUUCACUUCUCAAACGUCUGCUACGGCCUCCGCGCUGGAGCCAGGAGACUGGAGCUCCACCCGGCUUCCCCUGGCGGGCGGCAGGGACCCGAGGAGCCGCCCGGCUGCCUCCCGGGUGCACUGGGGCAGGAAACUGGGGCCAGAGCAGAGGAGCUGUCGUGGGGUGCGGCGCCCCGGGUGGUGUCUCUCGGCUGCACCAUAUGCCUGCAGCAUCUGUCCUGGUGGCUUAAUUUUAUUGGCUUUUUCUUUUUUUAGAAUUUAAACAUUUUAAAUUUUACUUAAAAGGCAGAGAAACAGAAAGGGGGUAGGGGAUCUCUUAUCUGCUGGUUCAUCCUUCAGAUGCCUGUAGCAGCUAGGCUUGGGCUGGGCCAGGGCCAGGAGCCAGGAGCCCGUUGGCUCUCCCACGUGGGUGCAGGGGCCCGAGCACCUGGGCUGCCCUCCGCUGUUUUCCCAGGCUGCCAGCAGGGAGCCGGGUGGGACUCGUGCCCCAGGAGCCAGGGUGUUUGGUGUGGAACCGGCCCUGGGGCUCUGGGGCAGUGGCCCCUCAGCUGGUGCUGAGGGUGUGGCCUCUGUGUGACCCCCAUGCUGGGGGUGGUGGCCUCUGCGAGCUGUGGAAGCCCUCGGCCCCCUUCCCUUCAGUCGUGUCUCCUCUCUGCUCCGCGGGCCUUGGGCACGGCCGGGGGGUGGUCAGCUCUGUCUCCCUGUGGGCACCGUCCCCUCACCUUCCCUGGGAGCACACGGGAGUCACUAGGGCUGUGUUUGGAGAGCAGCGUCCAGGUGUGGACGGUGCUGCGGGGCACAUGGGGCUGUGUGUGUGAGUGGAGGCCUGGCCCAUCGCCCUGGGCAGUGCUGGAGGCCCACGGGCACCACCGGCAGGAGUCAGGCUUGGAAAGCUACCCCGUGGCCGCCUCUCUGAACCUUUGCGGACACCCUGCGGCCCACGCCACUUCCGAGAGUGGUCAUCAGGUGCCGUCUGGCCCAGCAGUGGCUGGAGAGCCGGUGUUGCGCCCCAGGGCCUGGCUCUGAGUGCCGCCUCCUGGCUCCCGACCCCAGCUGCCGCUGGGCAUCCUGGGAGCAGCAGUGUGGCUCAGGUGCCGGCACGGAGCUCUGGGGAGGCAGCAGCAGGUGGGGGCUUUGUCUAUCAAAUAAAUAAAUAAAAAUGCAGAACAAAGAAAUGCUGCGCUAACAAGCAGCCGGGCCAGGUGCGACCCUCUGGCCAGCUGUGGCCUGGUGUUGGCUGACGUCCGCUCUUGUCCUUUCCGGGGAGGUUCGGUGGAGCAGGUGGCAGCCAGCAAAGGCCGUUGCAUGGAGUGGCCCUGGUCGGCCCUGUGGUGGCGUGUGGAGCGGGCAAGGCAGCGUCAGACCUUGGGGGUCCAGACGUGGCGCAGCCAGGGUGAUGGGUGGCUAGCAGGGAAGGGGGCGCUGCAGGCCUGGGAGCAUCCGCCCCGGCCGCCGCCUCGGGCGUCCUCCCCCAGGGCCGCUGGUCCUUGGGAACUCACCGAGGUGAGUGAGAGGCGUCUGCCGGUGGGUGCGGCCGUGGGGACGGUGCGGGUAGCAGGGCGUUGAGAGCUAGCUCCUAGUGAUGGCCUUGUGCAGGGGUCCACGAGGAGGCCCUGCUGCCUCCUGCCGUGUGGGUCCCCUAGGGUGGAGGUACCAGAGCCCUUGGGGCAGAAACGGGCAGUGGCGACGCCAGGCGGUGAGUGGGGCUGCCCUUCCUGCACUGCACGCGGCCUGGGACAGCGGUGCCUCCUGGGGCCUGGCUGUGCCAUCUCUAGGGUCCAGCGGCAGCGCCAAAGCUGCAUUGUCUGCACCCCUCCCCCGGCGCCUGCGCUGACCGGCACUCAGCCCCUCGGCCGGGCUCCUCCCCCCAGCUGUUCACUGUCUCUUCGUCCCGUCCCGCGUCGUCCGUGUUAGGAGGGACUGUGGGGGCCCGAGGCCCCUCGACAGCUGGGGACGCCGUCAGCGUCUUGUGUCUUAGCGUCUUCUCCGGCUGCCCCGCAGCUGCUCCUGGGGCGGCUCCAGCGGACUCGUGGCGCACACGCCCAGGGCUACUUGCGUAGGAGUGGGAGGAGCGUGCCUGCGGGGGGCUCUGUGCCACCGGGUUGGGCCGGGGUCCCUGGUUCUGGAGGGGUUUGGGUGAGGGCUGUUGUACCGCCCAGGAGCCCCGAGAGUGCCUGAGAAGGCGGCCGGUGCCUGUGACCAGCUGCUCCUGCCGCAGCAAUGGCUUCUGCCUCCUCCUGGGAGUGCCAGGGAGAGCGUCAGCUGGACACAGGCUGCGGGCAGCACCCACUGCAGGGCCCAGGGCAGGUGUGCGUGGGAGCAGGCCCCCAGGAGGGCCGCCGGCUGCCCUGCCCACCUCGCCUCGCCUCAGCCCGGGAUGCUGGUGAGCCUCUGACACCAGCUCUGCUGGCUUCCAGCCGGGCCUCGGGGCUUCUGGUUUAGACCCCAGGGUGCAACCUAGUGGAAGGUCUUGUACUUGACAGUCGAGUGGGCCCACACGUCCCCCUGGGCACAGCCCGUGUGCAAGCGCCACACCCCUCAGGGGGGCUGGGCACUGUGGAGCAGCAGGGCCAGGGCUGGGCGAGGCAUGGCCCGGUGCCACCCAGCCCCGAGUGAGCCUGCAGAAGUGGAGUGGAUGUUGGGGGGGGGGUCAGUGCCAGCCAGACUGUCCCCAAAGACGGCCCAAGUGCUUGGUCCCCUGCACCCACAUGGGAGAUCCAAAGGAGCUCCUGGCUCCUGGCUUCGGCCUGGCCCAGCUCUGGCUGUCGGGGCCGUUCGGGGUGUGAACCAGCAGAUGGAAGAGCUCUCUCUCUCUCUGCCCUGCCCCUGCCCCCGCCCCCAUCCCCGCCCCCGUGACUCUGCCCUCAAAUAAAUAAAUCUUUAAAAAAAAAAAAACAACUCCCCAUCAGGGGCUGUGGGAUGGUAGGGCAGGGGUCACCUCAUGGCUCCUUGGACGUCUCUUCCAACUUCUCAGGCCCUGGGGUAGAGCCAGGGCCCCUGGCCCUCAUUUGGCAAAGAGCACAGGGCCGUGGUCCCGCUCGUGAGGAUGGGAGGGAAGUCUGGUGCCCGCCCCUCACUCACCCGCACACACCCUGCGCAGGCGCUGACUGAGCUGCUGCGCAGAGAUGGGGCUGGCCUGGGGCCCCCGGGCCCCAACCUUUAGACAGACCAGGGUCAGGGGUCGGCUCUGAGGCCGUCCCCGGGGGACUCCCACACAGAGAGCCAGUGGCAGUGAGACUGGCACCUGAACCAGUUUCCCCGUGGCCUGAGAGGGGUGGCCAGUGGAUGUGCUGCCCGGCCUGGUCCCCUGCCCGCAUUUGUCUUCCGUAGAAGGGGCUUUGGUGACAGUGGAGGAGAAUGCCCACCGCCCCAGGGUCAUCCCGAGACUCAGCAGGCCCUCAGGCUGGGCUGCCCAAGACUCGACAUUCCAGUGGCCAGCAUGGACCGAGUAUGGCCCGGGGCAGGGACGGCACGCGUGACGCAGACCCGGCCCGGGGACACUGUUGCUGGAUGGCUUGGCGAGUUCUGCACAUGCUCUGUACUGAAGCAGGGGCCAGUGUCCGGUCAGCAGGGUGGGGGUGGCCUGGACGCUGUCUGUGCUCCAGUGGGGGCGGUGAGGCCGCCGUGAGGGGACAGGUGCACGGUGGUGGGCUCCUGGCGUUCAGGGCUUCUUGGGGUCCCUUAGAGUGCUCGUGGGUCUCUCGUCUUUCUGGUUUCCUUCAGGGGUGAGCACGGGUGCUCUCUGCGCAGAGUCUGGAGUCCCAGGCCCUGGCUCUGUUCUCCACCAGGCUAUGGAGUGUAAUGGGACCGGGGCGGGGGGGCGGUCCAGUGCCCAUGGCCCCAACGCUCCUCCCACGCCUCUGGGUGGCUGUAGCUGGACUUGGCAUGUGGCUGCCCUGCAGCCUUCCUGGGGCCCCACCCUGGUCUCCCAGGCCCUGUGUGCCUGGCCCCGGACUUGGACAUCUGCCCCUGAUGAUGGUCUCCUUCCCACUGGGGUGAGAAGCCCCUAGAACCUGCCUGCUGUCUCUGGGCAGCACCGUCCUGGACACCAGACUGGCUGAAGGUUGAGCUCGGACUCCCGGCUGAGAAACAGGGCCCUGUGCCGGUGCACACAGCCCCAGGGGCUCCUCGCCAGGGUUCACGGCUGGCAGCUGAGCAGGCCGUCAUGCACCCGACUUGGGUCAGCGCAGCCUCGUGGCCCAGACUCUCACAUGGGCGGGGCCCACUCUCACCCCCGCAGUCUGCACCACCACUCAGAGGCUCGCUGAGCACUGGGGGGCUGGGCUGCAGUCUCUGAGCGGCCCCAGGUGGCACAGAGCAGGGACAGGAAGCCGUGAUGGGCAGGCGGAGCUGCCCUUGCCUGGUGAGGCGGUGGGGGUGGGAGGGUCCCUGUGCAUGGGGUCUUCCUUCGGAGCUCCGAUGCCCCAGGUCAGCCCUGCGAGGUAUCCCUUUGUCAGCCGUUGCCAUCUGUGCGGUGAAUCUUGCCUUUUGCCUCAGCUCCGUCCCCGAGGUCACCGCCAUGCACAUGGUAUCCCGCGGCUCCUCCCAGUCUUGGCCUCACCCUUCGACCUGGGCUGGCUUAAUUUUUUAAAAACAGUUUUUAUUUAUUUAAAAGACUAAGAAAGAGAGAGGUCUUCCAUACAGUGGUUGACUCCCGGAUGUCCACCGCGGCCAAGACCGGCCCAGGGACAAAGCCAGGGGCUGGGGAGUCCCACCCAGGUCUCCCAUGUGGGUGGCAGGGACCCAGGCACUUCGGCCGUCCCCUGUUGUCUCCCAGGGUCUGCACUGGCGGGAGCUCAAGGCAGGCACUGCGGUGUGGGGUGUGGGUGUCGAGGCUGCUGGGCCAGCAUUCCAGGGUGGAGGAAGCGAGGCCUUGGGCGCAGGCCUCCUUACGGGGGUCCGUGGGCUCGGCCGUGCAUAUGGUGACUCCUUCCACGCACAGCCUGGACGCCAGCUGCGACGGCUUGGGACCUUCCGCGCCCACUGCGACUCUGCGCAGGUGCCUGGAGAAUUGUCCCCUUCACUGGUGUGUGCAGGGGCGACUUCUUCCCAACUCUGUCUUCAUCCUCCGCGGGCUCUGUGUGAGCUGUGAGCAUUUUGCAGAAUUCUCACUCAGCACCUGACCUGUCCCCUGUCCUGGGCAGCAGCCACUCGUCACCCCCACACCAUGUUUCUGCAGAGCCCGCUGAGGGCUGCAGGUUUGAGAGGUUUCUUUAAAAAAAACAACCACCUGAAAGGCGGAGAGAGAGGGAGAGACAGAGAGACUUCCCUCCUCUGGUUCACUCCCCGGAUGCCCACAGCAGUAGCGCCUGGGCCAGGCUGAGGUCAGGAGCCAGGAACUCAGUCUGAGUCUCCCGCGUGGGUGGCAGGGACCCAAGCACUCGGAUCGUCUCCUGCUGCUGUCCAGGCCGUCAGCAGGGGGCUGGAUGGGACGCGGAGUAGCUGGGACUUGAACUGGCGUUCCGGUGUGGGAUGCAGGUGUUCAAGUGGCAGCCUGAGCCCCUGCCAUGGGCCACCCCUCGGGCUUUCUGAGCACCCUGCUCCCCCACGCGGGCCGAAGUCCUGCCACUGGUCCCCAGGUCCCCAGGGUCAGCCCUCCCCUCUCGGCUCCGUGGUCAUCAGUGAGGAGCAGGUGGGCCUUCCCACCCAGAGCCAGGGUCUCGAAGGAGUGGGUGGAGUGUGGAGGCUCAGAGCCUGCUGGCGUUGACAUUUGACGUGGUUUUGACAUCAUUGUGCAGGUGCAGGGAGUGGAGGUGGCAGGCGACCCCGGUGCCUGGCGCCCAGCUGGGAAGGUUGUGCCUGUGGCCCCUGCUCCAAGUGACACAAACGUGGGAUGGGUGUGGGCAAAAGUCCCUUCCCUGCAGCCCGCAGACAGGUUCUGGACCUGUCCUGGGCAGGCUCUGGGGUCUGAGUCCCCCCAGUGUGCCCCCGACAGUCCCACCGCUCUCCAGCCCUCCUGCGGCUUCUCGCCUCUGCGGGCCCCGGGCCAGGCCCCGUGGAAGGGCACAUUCCCAGCCUGCUCUGUGCGCCGGCCAGUCCUGGGGUCAGGGAGGGAUGGAGGUGCCCUGCUCCCUGCCCCCUUUCACGUGUGUCCAGGUGGCACCGCCCUGGUAGCGGCACAGUGCAGGCACUGUGUGGUCAGCCCAGAGACCCACCCCACUCCUACCACAGGUUGUUCUCAGCCGGGAACUCGGCACCCCGGAGAAGGUUCUGGCUCCUUGAUGGUGCACCCUGGCAGGAGGACAGGUCCUCCCCGGGACAGGCCUGGGACAGGCUGGGCGUUGAAGAUGCCCGUACUGGGGGCUGCUUCCUCCCAGGCCCGCCCCUAAGUGGGUGAAGUCCCUGCCCACCAUUCGCCCUUGUGGGCCCUUGGGGGAGGGGUGGGAGGCAGAUUUUGGCAGAGAAGUUCAGUUCCCGGUGAAACCCCAGACUGGUGGCUGGCCUGGCCCCCACCUAGGCAGGGUCACCAGGAACAGUGGCUGUACACCCUGAGGUGAGCUGCACGAGACCAGGGACAGUGGCUGUACACCCUGGGGUGAGCUACCCAAGACCAGGGACAGUGGCUGUACACCCUGGGGUGAGCUGCACGAGACCAGGGACAGUGGCUGUACACCCUGGGGUGAGCUGCGCGAGACCAGGGACAGUGGCUGUACACCCUGGGGUGAGCUGCGCGAGACCAGGGACAGUGGCUGUACACCCUGGGGUGAGCUGCGCGAGACCAGGGACAGUGGCUGUACACCCUGGGGUGAACUGCACGAGACCAGGGACAGUGGCUGUACACCCUGGGGUGAGCUGCACGAGACCAGGGACAGUGGCUGUACACCCUGGGGUGAACUACGCAAGACCAGGGAGUGAGAUCCCACCUCCGUGGCGAAGACGCCACGGUGGAGGCCAAGCUGUGGCUGGGGCUGUUCCCAGGGGAGACACAGCCACAGCCUCGCCUGCCAGGGCCAGAGUGUGGCGUGUCCAGCUCUGGACGCAGCUGUGGGACAUCGGGGUCCCAACUUGUCUGUGGUGGGGCCACCCACAGGGCAGCGGCCGGCUGGCUAGGACGCUGCCCUUCUCUCCUCACUAGCAGGGAGCAGGCUUGUGCACUGGGGAAAGCUAAGCUCGGCCAGGGAGAGCUGGUGGCCAGCCCGGCCGCCCUGGCACAGCUUGGUGACAGCUCAGAGCCCUCAGCCCUGCAGCGUUGCACACAGACCUCUCGGCAGUCGCUCAGCCGCGUGUGGACAGCCCCGAGGACACCUGCACCUGGCCUGGUGCGUGGUCUUCCUCUGCCUGCAGGGCCGCAGCGUACAGAGGACGCCUGGCCAGCUGCUGGCACGGCUUGACUGCCUCGGGGGCGGACGUGCAGCCCCACGGAGGGCAGCUCCUGGAGACAAAAGGCCACGGUCUCCCUGCUGACGCAGUGCACGGUCAGCAGGUUUGGGGCCCACAGCUGUGGCCCUGAGGGCGGCUGUCGCUGUGCUGCCCCUCGUGCCAGACGGGCAGAGUGGGCAUUGGGGGUCUUGGAGGGAAGUUGCUUUUGGGGAUCUCAUCUUCAGGCUCUGUGCUGCCACGGGCCCUCCUGGGGUCCCAGAGCCCCCUGUGUCUGGGGUCAGCAUGGUUUUCUUGUGAGCCUACAGGUGCACUGCUCCUCUGUGGACACUGAGGGCUGGCCCGUGCAGGCUGUCACUGCCAUGCAGUUGCCACCUCCUCGGAGGACAGUGUCGUCGGGGGCUUGGACUCUGCUUGCCUGCUGCUGGGCCGCAGGUCCUCUAUGGCAGGGCAGACCCCCAAUCUGGGCCCUGGGCCCUGACCCGUGUCCUUGGUGCUUUGUCCCUGUCUCCUGGGCGUGCUGUCCACCAGCGAGGCACAUCCUACAGCAGUGUGUGACGCUUCCAGGAGGUCACCUCUGGCUGGGCAGGGGGAAAGGGCCGGCAGAGUCCAAGGGGCAGGGGAGGCUGGGGAAGGAGGCUUGGGGUAGGUUCUGGGUGGACCCAGGGACGCUGGGGAGGGGCCACCGUUGAGCCUGGGCUUUCUGUCUUAGAGGGAGCUUGUCAAGGACAGCAAAGGGUGGGGCCGGCAUCCCGGUGCAGAGGGUUACGCUGCAGCCUGCAGUGCCAGCAUCCCACAUGAGCCCUGGUUUGAAUCCCGGCUGCUCCACUUCUGAUCCAGCUCCCUGCUAGUGCAGCUGGGAGAGCAGCAGCAGGUGACCAAGUGCUUGAGCCCCUGCACCCAGGUGAGAUACCCAGGUGGAAAUCUAGGCCCCUACCUUUGACCUGACCCAGCUCCAGCCAUUGUGGCUGUCGGGGAGGGAACUAGUGGAUGGAAGAUCUUUCUUUCCUUGUAAUUCUGCCUUUUAAAUCAAUCUUAAAAAAGAAAAAUGAGAGCAGAGGUGGAGAGGUGGUGGUCACACAGAGUGCUGUGCACACAUGGUGUUUCACACGCAGACCUGGGCCUGUGCCCCCUCCUGGAGAUAAGCAACGGCUGGACGCCCGGCCACAGCCAGCUGCCACUCCAGCUCGCACGGAGCAGUGUGGGUGCGCAGUGCUCUGGGGUGAGCAAGGCCUGAGUUUUCCAGCGUCCAGCUCCUGGCCCUGCACGUGUGUCCAGUGCACAUCUUGCCAGGGCCUUGCGACUCCAGUGAUCCAGCUCUGCCCGACUCAUGUCCUGCUCCGCUGCGAGAUGGGGAGGACAUCCGGACCUCUCCACGGUCUGUCCAUCUCCCUCCCCGCCCCCGACUGUUUCUUAAUCUUAUUGUUUUCUUGUUGCAUGGUAGCUGUAAAGUAACACACGGGUCACAUGUAUACGGUUGACUUUGUGAUGUGCGGUACAGGGGUUAAUGUACCUGGCUGGCAUUCAGUGAUGUGUACAUGGUGAAGUGUAUGUUAAUGUGUGCACGGUUGGCAUUUAGUGGCACACAUGGUCAUCAGCGUGUCCAUGGUUGGCAUUUAGUGGCACUCAUGGUCAUCAGCGUGUCCACGGUUGGUGUUGGGUGGCACUCGUGGUCGUCAGCGUGUCCACAGUUGGUGGUGGGUGGCACGCGUGGUCGUCAGCGUGUCCACGGUUGGUGUUGGGUGGCACGCGUGGUCGUCAGCGUGUCCACAGUUGGUGGUGGGUGGCACGCGUGGUCGUCAGCGUGUCCACGGUUGGUGUUGGGUGGCACUCGUGGUCGUCAGCGUGUCCACGGUUGGUGUUGAGUGGUCAGUGCUCAGUGGUGCUGAGUGGUCCACAGUUGGCACUGAGUGGUGUGCGGGGGUAUUAGCGUGAACACGGUCCAUGUGGACUGGUGCUUGCCCAGUCGCGUCCUUACCAGCUCCGCCCAACGACUGCUGAGUGAAGCCAGGGUCCCAAGGUUGCCGUGGCACACGCCGGGGAGGACCUGUUUCUUACAAGUCAGCCCUGUUUGCGGCGGCUGGUGGCCAGCAGGGGAAGCCGAGGACUGCACAGGUGCCUGGUGCCCAGGGAGACAGUCUCGUGUCUCCUCGCUGGCCCUGCUGCCACUGCGGGAGUGCAGAGGUGUGGGGGUGUGGGUGCUCAGGGGCGGUGGCUGGAAGAGAAGGAGGUGGCGUGCACAUGGGGCGCGGGGCCCCGUCCUGGGAGGACUGAGUGGAACCCCCAUUCCGACUGCCUGCCGCUCGGAUCCCCUCCCCACGGGCCGUGCGCCCAGCUGGCAGGGCGGCUCUGCGCUCCAGGGGUGAGUGGAUGAGGUGUCCGUGCACCCCGUGUUCCUGAGAGGCAAGGGGGUCGCCGGUGAGGGCCACUCCUUCCUCCUGCCCCGGUGCUCGUUGGUGGGAGCGUGGCCGGCCUCUGUGGCAGCUGGUCAGGGAGCAGCCACGUGCGGCAGCAGCUGCACUGGUGCAGGCUCAGAGGAGCCCCGAGCAGGGGCUGGGAGAGAGGGGUGCACCCUGGAUCACAGCAUCCCCACUUCCAACGGCCAGACUGGGAGACAGAGAAGCAAGGGGCCCCCAUGGUGUGGCCCAGUGAGUGAGGGAAGCCAUGGAGGGUGCUGGGGGCUGGGCCGCCGCCGCCAGGCAGUGUCGGAUGAGGGUGCUGUAGGAGGCAGGGUGGGGGCGCCUGUGUGCUGUCCCGUCCCCGGGCUCUCUGGGCACAGUGUCUGUCCUGUGGUGCCAGGCCCAGCAGUGCACCGCGUGUGGGGUCUGCAGGGGCUAACAGGACUGGUCACCUCCAGAGUGACCUGGUGCUCACUGAGCACACAGGACUCCCCUAGGACCCCCUGCCCUCGGCUCUGGCCCUCAGCCUCUGGGUGUCCAGGUGCCCAGACCGCAGCCGGCGGCUCCGCCUCCCUCCUCCUCCCCCUCCCCCGUGUUCACAGCGGCUGCCUUGAGAAGUUGGGGAGGAAAGCACAUGGGGACCGGGCUUGUGGAAGGGCGGGGACAGCAGGGCCGCGCUGCUCAUGUCUUCGGGCUGUGACCACCGCCUGCUGCACCCCCACCCAGCUAGGACAUGGGGAGGGGGCUGUGAGGGAGGGGAUGGAGCUGGUGACAGCUGGUGGCGUCAGCCACUCGUCCACACGCAUCCUCCUGAUGGCGUCUUCAGAGGCAAGGGUGGGGACAGUGCCUCCCUGCACUCCUGCUCCUACGUCUCCUUAUUUAUUUAUUGUAAGAUUUAUUCAUUUAUUUGAAACAGAGUUAGAGAGGUCUUCCAUCGCUGGUUCACUCCCCAAAUGGCCACAACAGCCAGGGCUGUGCCAGACCAGAGCCAGGAGCCAGGAGCUUCUUCCAGGUCUCCCAUGUGGGUGCAGGGGCACAAGGACUUGGGUCUCUUCCACUGUCUUCCCAGGCCACAGCUGGGAGCUGGAUCGCAAGUGGAGCAGCCGGGACUUGAACUGGCGCCUGCAUGGGAUACUGGCACCAUAGGAGGCAGCUUUACCUGCUACACCACAGCAGCCCCCCCCAUCUCUUUAAAGAAAUUGGCUGAUGUGUGUCUGGGAUGUCACCGUGUGCCAGUGAGAGGACAACGGUGAUGCCGGGUGUGGGCGUCUGCUGCUGCCGAGUCCCUCACAGCCACCAGGGCCUCAGGCCUGGGCCCCGGCACAGGCGCAGGGCAGGUGGGCUUCCAGGCAUUCCCUCGCGUUCUCCGAGAGGCCCUGCUGGCGCACGUCAGCUGAGGCGUGGGCCCUUCCUGGAAACCAGCCUGGGGUGAAGCACACAGGUGCAGUUGGCCAGGCCCUGCUGCACAGGGGGCUCUGCUGCCUCGGUGCCGCUGGCUGCGGGCUCCCGGGACAGAUCUUAGGUUACAGCAGGGAAGUCAGACCUGGGGCUCCCGGGACAGACCUUAGGUUACGGCAGGGAAGUCAGACCCGGGGCUCCCGGGACAGACCUUAGGUUACGGCAGGGAAGUCAGACCCGGGUCUCGGGGACAGACCUUAGGUUACGGCAGGGAAGUCAGACCCAGGGCUCCCACUGUCGCUCUGUGGGGCGGGGUCUAGUGGGGUGUCCUGUUUGCAGCUGCUCAGCCGCUCGGGUCUGUAAACAGCAGCCGCGGUAACGUCCUGGCCCGGCCUCAUGUCCACCCUGCAGCCCGGGACACUCCACAGGUCCCCACACCCGCUCUGCGUCCCGGGGAGCCGGCCGCCGUGGGCGUCCAGGGCACCUGCGCUCUCGCUCCCUCAGCUGCGUUGCCAGGGUGGCCGUCUGCCGCCCUGGUUCUGAGGUGGCCGCUUCUUCACCAGCACUUGGUUUUGGCUUUCUUGCUGUUUAUCUUUUUUUUUUUUUUAAAGCCAUUCUUUGGGGGCAAAACAGCAUUUAUUUAUUCGAAAGGCACAAUGGUAGCAAGAGAGGGAGAGACAGAAAUGUUCCAUCCGCUGUCUGCUGAUUCAGAUGCCCACAGCAGCCAGGUCAGGGCCAGGCCAAGGCCAGGAGCCAGGACUUCCUCCUGGGUCUCCCCUGCCAGUGGCAGGGACCCGCGCACUGGGCUGUCGCUGCUGCCCCCGAGCGGCCUCUCAGGAGCUGGAUGGGCAGCGGGAGCCCAGCACUGGAGCGUGGGACGCACUCCCAGGGCCUCGCUCUUGGUGAGGGCUGCUUCAAAUAUCUUGGUCACUUUGUAUUAGGUGGCUGCUUUGAGAAUUCUUUGUCGUCUGGACAAAACCCUUUGUCCAACACGAGGUCUGCAAAUAUUUCCUCCCACACUUAGCUCGUCUCACAUAACAGGGUUUUUCACAGAGCAGAAGUUUUGCAUUUUUAGAGCCCGAGUUACCGCUCGCUCUCUGUGUUCGUCUCUGGGCCGCUUUGUCCUCCCCGCGCUGUCCGGACUCUCGUAGGCUUCGAGUCUCGGAAUUUGCUCCCUGUCCGUGCUGGGAUGGCUGGCGUUCUUUGGCUUUCCACGUGUGAUCCGUGCGAAGUCUUGCUGGGGCCUGACGGGCUUUUGCUGGCUCUGCCAUCAGUGUGGGCGCCUGAGCAGCCUGGCCGCUGGCACCUCUGGCACCUGCUGUCAGCGUGGGGGCACCCAGCUCGCAGAUAGAUGGACGCACCGCUCCCUUGCCGCGUGUGCAGCUGCGAUGGGUGCACCGAGGCCGGUGUGGGCUGUGCGGCCCUGCUGAGCUCCUGGAGGGGCUGUUCUCACAUACCCCGGCCCCGAGGCUCUGGAUGUCUGCAAGGGGAGGGUUUAUUUUUCUCCCUGCCCUCACUGUGCGAGGCCGAGGAACGGUUCCGGGACCAUUUGCCUGUGCCUGGUCCUGGGGACGGCACGUAGUCCGUCGUUAUUCAGUGUGGUGUUAGCCCUAGGCUUUUGCUUCUCUUUGAAAGAUUUGUUUAUUUGGGGGCCGGCACUGUGGCGUAGCGGGUAAAGCUGCCGCCUGCAGUGCCGCAUCCCAUACGGGCGCUGGUUCGAGUCCCAGCUGCUCCUCUGCUGAUCCAGCUCUCUGCUGUGGGCUGGGAAAGCAGAGGAAGGUGGCCCAAGUGCUUGGGCUGCUGCACCUGCGUGGGAGACCGGAGGAACUUCCUGGCUCCUGAUUUCGGAUAGCACAGCUCCAGCCAUUGCGGCCAUCUGGGGAGUAAACCAGCUGCUGGAAGACUCUCUGCUUCUCCUCUCUGUAUAACUAUGACUUUCAAAUAAAUACAUAAAUCAUAAAAAUUAAAGAUUUAUUUAUUUGAAAGCAGAGUGAUAGAAGGGGGGAGCUUCCAUCUGCUGGCUCGCUCCGCAAAUGGCUGUAGCACGUACGGCUGGGCCACGCUGAAGCCAGGAGCCUGGCACUCCACCUGGUCUCCUGCGUGAGUGGCAGGGGCUGGCGGGGUUCGCAGGGAGCUGGAUCACAAGCAGAGCUGCCAGGACUGAAACCUGGGCUCCAGUGGGGUUGGGGGUGUGGCAAGUGCUGGCCGUGCUCACGGGCCUCCCACGAUGGCCGUCCUCACGGGCCUCCCACACUGGCCAUCCUCACGGGCCUCCCACGCUGGCCAUGCUCACGGGCCUCCCACGCUGGCCAUCCUCAUGGGCCUCCCACGCUGGCCCUGCUCACGGGCCUCCCACGCUGGCCGUCCUCACGGGCCUCCCACGCUGGCUGAGCUCACAGGCCUCCCACGCUGGCCGAGCUCACGGGCCUCCCACGCUGGCCGUCCUCACGGGCCUCCCACGCUGGCCGUCCUCACGGGCCUCCCACGCUGGCCGUCCUCACGGGCCUCCCACGCUGGCUGAGCUCACAGGCCUCCCACGCUGGCCGAGCUCACGGGCCUCCCACGCUGGCCGUCCUCACGGGCCUCCCACGCUGGCUGAGCUCACAGGCCUCCCACGCUGGCCGUCCUCACGGGCCUCCCACGCUGGCCGUCCUCACGGGCCUCCCACGCUGGCCGUCCUCACGGGCCUCCCACGCUGGCUGAGCUCACGGGCCUCCCACGCUGGCCAUACUCAUGGGCCUCCCACGCUGGCCAUCCUCACGGGCCUCCCACGCUGGCCGUCCUCACGGGCCUCCCACGCUGGCCAUGCUCACGGGCCUCCCACGCUGGCUGAGCUCACGGGCCUCCCACGCUGGCCGUCCUCAUGGGCCUCCCACGCUGGCCGUCCUCACGGGCCUCCCACGCUGGCCGUGCUCACGGGCCUCCCACGCUGGCCGUCCUCACGGGCCUCCCACGCUGGCUGUCCUCACGGGCCUCCCACGCUGGCUGAGCUCACGGGCCUCCCACGCUGGCCAUACUCAUGGGCCUCCCACGCUGGCCGUCCUCAUGGGCCUCCCACGCUGGCCAUGCUCACGGGCCUUCCGCGCAGGUGUCCGCCGUCUCCUGCAGCCACGUGGUCACUCGGCCGCUGUGUCACUCCCCGGGACCUCGGGGCCUCCCUGCCGGCUUCUGUGACGGUGCCCGGGUCACUGGGUCCAGCAUCACACUGAGAAUUCCGGAAACGACCAGUUCCUAAGAAGUGGCAUCGCGGUGAAAUCUGCGCCUGCCUCGGACUGCCCGCCGUGGGCCGCUGGGCAGGAGGGCGCCUGUGUGCACAGGGGCCACACGCCGCCGGGGUCUGGGGCUGGGCCCUGCCUUGAUUGCCGGCCUGGCUCGGGACGUGCUGGGAGGGGUUUCGGCUGAGCUUUCUCGUGAGCUGACGGCCGCUGGUGCUGGAAGCAGCUCGCGAUCGCUCCUCCCACUCGCUGGGGCUGGGAGAGGGCGCCCGCAGGUGGAACGGGCAGUGAGGGCGUCCCCUGCACACGCACACGCAGGGUGGGGCCUCUGCCCUGUGUGGGAGGCCCUGGGGGCUCUGCGUGGCCGUCAGACCGCCAGGCCCUGGAAUUCUGCUUCGUCCCUGACGGCGUUCUUGUCCCUGAGAGCGCACACGAGUGCGGCGUGUGCCCGGGCCGGGGCCGGGCGGGUCUCUGCACCCUGAUUUGGUGCUCCCGCUGUUUGAGCUUCAGUCCUUUUGCCGAGGAGACCGGGCUUGGUCACAUUCAACUCCACUCCAAACGCACGCGAAGCGUCUCCAGGGCUCAGACGCUGCACUUGGGGCGUUUCGGGGGCUCCCUGCUUGCCUGGUGCCCUGCGGGAGCCCCAGCCCCCAGACCCCCGCUGUCCUCUCGGGGUCUCAGAGACUGCCGGGGGCACCUUCGUGUGCCUCCUGCCUGCUGCGGAGCCAAGGCACGCCCUGCUGGCCGAGGCCUCGUGUCUGCCCGGGCCGUCUCCAGGCUCAGUGCGACACAGAUGGCCUCCUUGCUGACACCAAGUGGCCGCGACGGGCCUUUUAUGAAUGAGUGGACAGGUGCUGAGGAGCCCCCGGCCCGCCUGGCCCCCUGUGCCUGCUGCCUGUGCCAGGAGGUUGAGGCUGCUUCGGUAUCCCGUGUUGCACCGCACGGCUGCUCAGAUGGGUGUGGAGGCCCAGGCCUCUCCGAGGACGUGCCGCUGUGCCAGGCAGGCAGGACCCCCACCUGUGCUGCAUCCACCCUGUGGCAGACGUCUGAGACCGGCCUUUCAGGAGGAAUAUGAGCCAGGCUACCUCUGGAAGGCUGGCGGGCGCUGCGUCGUCUUUGGAGCCCGUGGCUGUCCUGGUGUCUCACUGGGUCACGCAGGGCACAUGGUCGGGCCAGCGCUGUUGGGGCGAUGUGCGCCCACACAGGGCCGUGGGGAGUCCCCUAUCACACACGGAGGCUCACUCCAGGGUGGGGGCAUCUGGACCUGUGCUCCAGUGGACGCCAUCUCCCUGGUCUCUGUCCUGCAGUCGGAGACACAGGGCAGCGUGGCGGGGCUGGGGGUGGGCACCUGGGGGGGCUGGGCACCAGGCUGAGC
Molecule: messenger RNA, 19006 nt
Organism: Oryctolagus cuniculus (rabbit)
Lineage: Eukaryota; Metazoa; Chordata; Mammalia; Lagomorpha; Leporidae
Source: RefSeq, a predicted model, not a curated record